CCUUCCUUUCUUCCUACUCGCCUUGUUCUCUGCUCAAUACACCAACGCGUAGGGAGCGAGCUCGUAACAAUGGCGUGAAGGAACUGCAAAACCCUCUCUCUUGCCUGCUGACACAACCUUUCAAAUUUCCCUCGCUCUCUCUCACCUUCUCCGCCACUCUACCGGCAGUUCCUAGGCGCCAAGCGCGGCAUCAAGACAGGUAUGUAUAAAAACCAAUUGCAAGAGUUGGCUCAACGAAGCUGCUUCAACCUGCCAUCAUAUUCGUGCAUCAGGGAAGGGCCCGAUCACGCCCCUUACUUUAAAGCUAUUGUCAACUUCAAUGGGGAGACUUUUGAAAGCCCGUCGUUUUGUUCUACUCUUAGACAGGCGGAACAUGCUGCAGCAGAGGUGGCAUUGAACGCCCUUGCUUUGAGGGGUCCUUCGAAAGCAUUGGCUGCUCGAGUUUUGGAUGAAACAGGAGUUUAUAAAAAUUUGCUUCAGGAGACUGCUCACCGGGCAGGACUGAAACUUCCUGUUUAUACCACCGUUCGAUCUGGGCCAGGCCAUGUUCCCAUUUUCUCAUGCACAGUUGAGCUCGCUGGAAUGAGCUUUAUGGGGCAGCCCGCUAGAACCAAGAAACAAGCUCAGAAAAAUGCAGCCAUGGCUGCUUGGUCUGCCUUGAGAAAAGUGACUCAAUACUGGUCAACUUCCUUUAGUUCUACAUCUCCAGCAUUGGAGUCUAAAGGCAAGGAAGAGCAGGACCGAGUUACUAUCGCUCGCUUUCUUGCAAAUUUACGGCCAGCUGAAUAAAAAAGCGUGGAAAACCAGCAACCAGAACUUAGGCCACAUGUUGGACGUGUUCUACCUGCGAGAAGCCUCUACCCAGUUCAAUGUCAAGGCUGGGGAUACUCGGGUUUUUCGCCUGAAAUAUUACUGUAUCAACUGUGGGAGCAAGAAAAAUUACUACGGCAGCACCAGCAUCAGAUGAUGAUGUUACCAUUUCUUCCAUCUAUUAGACCUCAUCCACAGGGCUUGCUGUUCAUGCAUUCCAUGCUUAGCUCAGAAAACUUUCAAUAUCUUCCAGCAGGGCAGCUACGUCCUGAUCCAGAUGAAGCCAGAAUUGCAAUUGCCACAUCCGGUCCUCCAUUGUGCUUAUCCAAUCAAUUCAUUACUGAUCCAGUGUGCAACAGAUCCAGAGUGACUAUCCAAGAGCUUCCCAAUGAAAAAGCUCAAGAGUCGCGUGAUUUCUCUCCAGCAGCUUCUUCAGGUGGUGAAUCACGAAUCUCAGUAGCGAAUGAUGGGAAUGAAAAUCAGGAGGACUAUGAGAUCAGAUGCUGAAAGGUUUCCAAGGAAGGAAGCCCAACUUGGAGACUUAAUCCGAAGUCCUCAACCCGGAGGUCUUCUUCCCAAAUCUUUCAUAGACUUGACACGUCCUCAUAUAUCAGGGCCCAAGAUCUUAGUGGGGUGAGUCAAAUCAGAUGCUUCAGACCGCCUUCACAUUCCGUAGAUCCUAUGAUAAUGGGAUCAGUUGGCUGGGCGCAUUUUUCUGGUCCUAGACCCCAGGUUCAUCCCCACCAAACGCCUGCCCCUCCAAGAUUGAAAACGGGAAUGAGUUCAUCUUCAGCUGGACUAAUGCCUGAAGGAACAAUGGGCAUCCAUAGUGCUCGAUCCAGUUUCUUGGCACCACCUGUACGAAUCCGUUCUGUUGUUCCGGUCUGUUCAGCUCCUCCUCCUUCAGGAAGAACACCAUUUCCCGGAACCGAGAGCUUGUUGAGGACCCAGAGAACUGAAAAAAAGCAGUAUUUGAAGUAGAACUCACGAGCUCUAAAGCUAGGUGAGCUCCAUUGAUGAAAAUUAGAUAGAUUCUGAUAGAACACACUCGUUAGAUUUGUUGCUAGUCUUGGUAGUCAUAGUCAAUUUUUGUCGGAGCGAUGGUGCUUCUACACGAAUAUUGCAGGAAAAAGUUAAUCGAUAUUCCUAAUAAACCUCGAAAAAUAAAUAAUGACAUAUUGGUUGUUGAUGA
Molecule: messenger RNA, 2002 nt
Organism: Punica granatum (pomegranate)
Lineage: Eukaryota; Viridiplantae; Streptophyta; Magnoliopsida; Myrtales; Lythraceae
Source: RefSeq, a predicted model, not a curated record